GAAAAAAAUAAAAAUUUUAUGUUACGCAAGAGGUUAUGAAAAUCGGCAACGAUAAAAAAAUUCUUAUAAAAUAAUGCAGAAGAAAAUGUGCUGAAGAUCCUGCACUGUAUUUUUAAGUCACUAAGUGUUUUUAUAAAGAAAUUGUACGUGAAAUUGCGUUACAUUAUUUUAUAUUUGUAAAUAACUUCUUUUAUUUACUUGAUUGUUAAUCAUUGAAUUACAAUAUAAAGUAAAAUUGUAUUGAAGUUUUUAAUUAAUUACAGACCAUUAAAUAUAUUUAGAUUGAAUACAAAAAUGGGAAAAAAAAUUGUAAAAGAUAUUGGGAAGAGGAAGUUUCUUAGAUCAAGCAAAAACAAACUUUUUACCAUAAAUGAGGCUAAACCAGCUAUUACAUGUCUUCAACUCCCUACUGGAAUGGAUGUUCUUCAACACAUUGUCUACAGAAGAUCACUACUUCCUCAUAAUGUUAAGAAGUCAGCAAUUUUAUCAUGCCCUCCUUACAAGAUUCAGGGUUACAAGAGAUGUGAAGUAGAUGAUUGUGAAUGCAUUUUAGGCUUAAUUAAAAGACCAUGGCUUAAAGCGGGAUUUCAAGUAAUGUCAGAUAAAAGUAUUAUCAAGAACCUUAUGAAGAUGGACAAGAAGUAUUUAGAUUUGAGUAGAAAUAAAUGUAGAGGAACAGCUAGAGACAAGGUUAAUCAAGGGGAGUUUAUUUCAUUUUUGAAAAAGCUGUUUUGGAUUGGUUCUACAGAUUUAAAGAACCAAAUUAGGAAGGAUAAAAAACGCUCAGAUAAAGAUAAGCACGAUGAUUUAACUUUUUUGGAAGACCAGGAAGGACCGAGAUAUUUUAGUUUGGGAUCAGAAGAUAGAAAAUUUAGCAAAAAGGUUUUGUGUUGUUUUUAUUGGGUUAAUUUGACGUUUUUUAUUCAAAUUUGCUAAUUUAACAUACAUUAUUUGUUAAUACACAUACACUAUGUUAAAACAAAUUUUAGGUUUCUGAAGGUGAGAUGAAGAGGACAAGGCUAGAAGACGAAUCUCCGAAGAUUGAUGCUACCUCAGAAUUAGACUUAAAUUUCACUGACACUAGCGCUGAUUCUGAUUCAGAAUUUGAACCCGAAGUUUGGCAUCAUAGAAGAGCAGAUGAUUGCAACAUUACUGCCAAAGUCCCUAAGAAUAUUUUUGAUGGAAAUGUAUCUAUCAUAGCUACAGCAAAUGAUAUCUCCCCGCAAUGUCUUACAAAAAGUAACUGGAGCAAUUCUUCAAGAUUGUGGAGUUGAUAUCGCAAAAUGCAAAGCCAGUGCUUCAACAGCAUUAAGGAA
Messenger RNA from Hydra vulgaris (swiftwater hydra), 1316 nucleotides. RefSeq lists its product as uncharacterized. NCBI's taxonomy places the organism in Eukaryota, Metazoa, Cnidaria, Hydrozoa, Anthoathecata, Hydridae. The record is from RefSeq and is a predicted model, not a curated record.